AUGGAGAAGUACGAGAAAAUCAAAGUGGUGGGGAGAGGAGCAUUUGGAAUUGUACACCUUUGUCGUCGCCGGAGCGACGGAGCUCUUGUGAUUUUGAAGGAGAUUCCAGUGGAGCAGAUGACGCGGGAUGAGCGUCUAGCGGCACAGAAUGAAUGUCAAGUGCUCAAAUUACUCAACCACCCCAAUAUAAUUGAGUACUAUGAGAACUUCUUAGAGGACAAAGCCCUCAUGAUAGCUAUGGAAUACGCACCAGGUGGGACGCUGGCUGACUACAUACAGAAGCGCUGCAACUCUCUGCUAGAUGAAGACACCAUAUUACACUUCUUUGUGCAGAUCUUGUUGGCCCUUUACCAUGUGCACAACAAACUUAUCCUUCAUCGAGAUUUGAAGACCCAGAAUAUUCUGCUUGACAAACACCAAAUGAUAGUCAAAAUAGGGGAUUUUGGUAUAUCAAAAAUCCUCGUUAGCAAGAGCAAAGCAUACACUGUUGUAGGAACACCAUGCUACAUUUCCCCUGAAUUGUGCGAAGGCAAACCGUACAACCAGAAAAGUGACAUUUGGGCUUUGGGAUGUGUUUUGUAUGAGCUUGCCAGCCUCAAAAGAGCUUUUGAGGCAGCAAACCUACCCGCUUUAGUCCUAAAGAUUAUGAGUGGAACCUUUGCCCCAAUCUCAGAUCGAUAUAGCCCAGAGCUGAGACAGCUUAUCCUCAAUAUGCUUAACCUGGACCCCUCUAAACGCCCCCAACUCAACGAAAUCAUGGCUCACCCCAUCUGCAUCCGACCUCUACUCAACCUCUACACUGAUAUUGGCAAUGUCAAAAUGCGCAGAAUUGAAAAGCCGUUAUCCACCGUGCCUGCAGGGACACACGGGAGACCGGGAGGACGGGUGGCCAGCACCCGAACAAGAGGUGGACUGUCUGGUUCGGGGACAGGGAAGAUGAUGCAUGCUCUUCCCUUAUCCUCUGUCUAUACAUGGGGCAGUGGGAUCUCCACACCCCUCCGUCUCCCCAUGCUCAACACAGAGGUGGUCCAAGUGUCCCUCGGUCGGACACAGAAGAUGGGCGUUACCAAAUCUGGACGUCUGAUCACCUGGGAGGCUCCUUCAGUAGGAUCUGGAGAAGCCACACUACCCGGCGCUGUGGAACAAAUGCAGCCUCAGUUUAUCUCUCGUUUCUUAGAGGGUCAAUCUGGUGUCACCAUCAAGUCUGUCUCGUGUGGAGAUCUCUUCACAACUUGUAUGACAGACAGGGGCAUAAUUAUGACAUUUGGAAGUGGAAGUAAUGGUUGUCUUGGACAUGGCAAUUUCAACGAUGUGACUCAGCCCAAGAUUGUGGAGGCUUUACUGGGGUAUGAGCUGGUUCAGGUGUCUUGUGGAGCUUCCCAUGUGUUGGCUGUGACCAAUGAACGAGAAGUCUUUGCCUGGGGAAGAGGAGACAAUGGUCGUCUGGGGUUAGGCACCCAAGAUACCCACAACAGCCCCCAGCAGGUGUGUGUGCCAGCUGACUUUGAGGCUCAGAGAGUGCUGUGUGGAGUGGAUUGCUCCAUGAUCAUGAGUACUCAACACCUGAUACUGGCAUGUGGCAGCAACAGGUUCAACAAGCUAGGAUUGGACAAGAUCAUUGAUUCAGAGGAGCCUACGCCUCACUGUCAAGUAGAAGAGGUCCACACAUUCCAUCCUGUCCAGUCAGCUCCUUUGAAUGUAGAGAAGAUAGUUUAUAUUGACAUUGGGACCGCCCACUCUACUGCUGUCACAGAGAAAGGGCAGUGUUACACCUUUGGCAGUAAUCAGCAUGGGCAGCUUGGUUGUAGCUCUCGUAGAAACAGCCGCGUGCCAUAUCUUGUACCUGGCCUGCAGGGCAUCACCAUGGCAGCGUGUGGAGAUGCUUUCACUCUUGCUAUUGGAGCAGAGGGGGAGGUGUAUACGUGGGGAAAGGGGGCUCGCGGCCGCCUGGGAAGGAAAGAGGAAGAUUCUGGAAUACCUAAAGCAGUGCAGCUUGAUGAGAGCCAUGCAUUUUCUGUCACUUCGGUGGCUUGUUGUCACGGAAACACACUGCUGGCUGUGAAACCUUUUUUUGAGGAGCCCGUCCCAAAAUGA
Chanos chanos (milkfish) is the source of this 2094-nucleotide messenger RNA. It is a transcript of the gene nek8, whose product is annotated as NIMA-related kinase 8. The transcript has 15 exons. The record is from RefSeq and is a predicted model, not a curated record. Lineage: Eukaryota; Metazoa; Chordata; Actinopteri; Gonorynchiformes; Chanidae. Gene Ontology annotation, molecular function: protein kinase activity; ATP binding. Gene Ontology annotation, biological process: animal organ morphogenesis; protein phosphorylation. Gene Ontology annotation, cellular component: cilium. The coding region runs from base 1 to 2094 and encodes 697 amino acids.